CUGUUUUCCUAAGCAUCCACUCUCUCCAAAAAACAACAUAACAUCAACUCUAUAAUGGAUAGGAAUUAAGUGUUAUAUAAAAUGGCUUUUAUAAGCAACAUCACUCUCCAAACAACAACAACACAACAUAGAUAGGAAUUUAGUGAUUUAAAAUGGCUUUCAUAAGCACGAGCACUCUCCCAACACAACAAAAAAUUACCUCAAUAAAAAUCAAGGAAUUGUGUGUUCUCGAACUAUUUUCAUAAGCAACAACACUCUUCAAGUAAAAAGAAAACAACAACUCAAUCGAAAGGCCAAGACCAUGCAAAAAAACAACAACAAUUAUAUGUUGUACACUUAGUUAUUUGCUUCCUUACAUUACAAACAAGAAGUAGCAGCAACAAAAAAGCAAGUUGUAUUCUAAGGGAAAGAAUUAUAAGUACCUAAUGUUUGUCUAUUACUACUUUCGAACAUCUCUUGCCUCUUCUUCAUUUGAGCCUUCAAAUCGAUCAAAUCUCCAAUAUUUUUCAAAUCGUACCCGUAACUUUAGUGACAGUUUAUUGAAGAGCUUAAUUUUCUUCAAGUCAGAAUGUGUUUUCAACGUAUCUUUAGUCUUCCCUUUCAAGUUCAUGAUUGCUCUGAGCACAUUGUCACAAACGUUCUUCUCUAUGUGCAUCACAUCUAAGUUAUGACGCAAUAGAUGUGUUCUCCGAUAAGAAAGUUCAAAGGAUAUGCAUGAUCACUUUUUUUCAAGGUGAAUAACUAAAGCAAGUGCAUCUGUCGAUAAAUAGCAAUAUAAUGCCAAGCAAGGUCGUACCCGACAAAGACGCUGACUACUAGUAAUGAGUUAUAUUUCAUAUUAUCAAACCGGUUCUUUUUUAUGGAUUGUUUUAACUACUAAGAUUAUUAAAGAAUCAAACGACAACAACACAAUUUAGCUGAAAUAAAACGGAUAAAUGCCACAUUUGAUCACUAAGAUUACUAAAUCGUGUCAUGUUUAGUCACUAGAAAAAUUUAAUACAAUUUUGGUAACUCGAAUUACUGAAAUAGGUCACAUUUAGUCACAUUCCCGUUAGCAUCCGUCCAACUCCUGUCACUCGAAUUACUGAAACAUGUCACAUUUAGUCACUCUCACGUUAGUUUCCGUCCAAAUCCACUAAUGGACGGAAACUAACGAGAAAGUGACUAAAUGUGACAUGUUUCAGUAAUUCGAGUGACCUAUUUUAUUAAAAUGUUAUAUAUGUAUAAUAAAUAUGUCGAGAAUAUUAAUGAUUGUUUAAAAAUAAAACAUAUGCAUGUGUAUAAUCCGACAAAUUCAAUUUGCAUAGUAUACAAAUCAUACUCAUCAAUUUUCUAAUUCGACUUUUACCCCUACACAUUAAAAAUCUUUCACAGAUUUUACUCCACUCAAUUGAAUAAUACUCACACAAAUAUCCAUGAGUAUGAUUAUUUUUGUCAUUCUUACUUUUUUUUACUUUUCCGUUUUAUUUAAUAUUCUGUUUUAUUUAGUAAUUCCAUUAUUUUGGAAGCUACAACCAACAGUUACAGGAUCAUUGUUUUACUGAUAAAAUUAAACUAGAUCUAACGGUUCGCAUGCACUAUACCACAUUGGACGGUGGUGAACACAUAAGAGCAUUGGUGCUGUGGAGCAUAGUAGUAGGGCACCAACCCCAACCCGAACAGCUUAUCCUUAUCUCUCCUAUUCUUCUGUUUGUUUCUCGUAAAAUUCCCCAGAAAAUUUCUCUCGGUUCCUUCAUCGGCUUCCCGGAUCUGCUUCGGUAGCGCUUGCGAUCAUGGAGAUGGAGCGCGUGAUCGAGUUUCCCCACACUCAUCUCGAUCGGAGGCCCCGAAAGAGGGCGCGUCUAGGCUGGGACGUCCCUCUUAUCGCAAAAGCUCAGGUAGGGAUAUAUUGUGGGCAAGAGAUUGGUGAUGUAACAAGCUUUGCGCCUUCAGGAGCAAACCCAGAUUAUACCAUCAAUUAUAGUUCUCUGUUUGAUAAGGAUGUUGCUCGAAAUGGUUCUCCCCCAUGGAGGGAAGAUGACAAGGAUGGGCAUUACAUGUUUGCUAUUGGAGAUAAUCUAACUUCUCGCUAUAAGAUCCAUAGCAAAAUGGGCGAAGGUACUUUUGGCCAGGUCCUAGAAUGCUGGGACAGGGAAAGGAAAGAAAUGGUAGCUGUGAAAAUUGUUCGCGGCAUUAAGAAAUAUCGCGAGGCAGCUAUGAUAGAAAUUGAUGUGCUGCAGCAACUGGGUAAACAUGACAGGGGUGGCAACCGUUGUGUGCAAUUACGGAACUGGUUUGACUAUCGUAAUCAUAUCUGUAUUGUCUUUGAGAAGCUUGGACCAAGUUUAUACGAUUUCCUACGCAAAAACAAUUAUCGGUCCUUUCCCAUUGAUCUUGUCCGUGAGAUUGGCAGACAACUGUUGGAUUGUGUAGCAUUUAUGCAUGACUUGCGGCUUAUUCAUACUGAUUUGAAGCCUGAAAACAUUCUAUUAGUUUCAUCAGACUAUGGCAAAGUACCUGACUACAGGGGUUCAUCUCGUUCCCCAAGGGAAAGUUCCCACUUUAAAAGGGUCCCAAACUCGAGCGCAAUCAAGGUCAUUGAUUUUGGUAGCACAACAUAUGACCGUCCGGAUCAGACCUACAUUGUGUCAACUCGACAUUAUCGUGCCCCAGAAGUUAUCCUUGGUCUUGGUUGGAGCUAUCCAUGUGAUGUUUGGAGCAUUGGGUGUAUUCUAGUGGAGUUGUGCACUGGUGAAGCAUUGUUUCAGACUCAUGAGAAUUUGGAGCACCUUGCAAUGAUGGAGAGGGUGCUUGGUCCUCUACCCCUGCACAUGUUGAAAAGAGCAGAUCGACAUGCCGAUAAGUAUGUCAGAAGGGGAAAACUGGACUGGCCAGAAGGGGCUGCAUCUAGGGAGAGUGUUAGGGCAGUAAUGAAGCUACCUAGACUGCCGAAUUUGAUAAUGCAGCACGUCGAUCAUUCUGCAGGGGAUCUUAUCCACCUAUUGCAAGGUCUCCUUAGGUACGAUCCUUCGGAGAGGUUGACCGCUCGUGCAGCUUUAAGGCAUUCCUUUUUCACGAGGGAGCAUCCUCGGAGAUAAGAAGCUGCGAGCGCCCUGUCUGAAACGAGUUCAGGUUGUUUGUUGUUAGGGGCUAUACCCGUAUGAGUUACCCGACUAACCAGCGGGGGGCGCUGCUGCCUCUGUUAAACUCAUGUAAAUAUGUAACCCUGGUGUGCUUACACGAACCUCUAAUACCCAAUUCAUUUGUCCAAGCUGUGAAAAGAUAUUGAAGUCAUCUCCUGCCAUUGUGAUGUAUGAACCUGAUAAGUGCAAGCAACUUGCUGCUCUCUGUUUCUCCGUUGUCACAUGUUCUGCCCCUGGUGUAGCUAAUGUAGCACCUCCAUUGUUUGCCAUUUGGUGAGGGUGUUGAAAGAAACUUGACGUCUGUGUACCACAAUCAGUAACCGGCGACAAUGAAAGGCUCGCGAAUUCAACAUUUCUCUUCCUCGGCGGAUAGCCUACGUCUAUCAUAUGCAGUGAGAAACUGAGAGUGACGAACCCUUGCGAGUUGCGAGUUUUAUGGUCUUGUUUGACGAGUUAAAAACAAGAUCAUAAAACUCUUGUCAUCACGUUAAAGUUAAAGAAAUCGUUGACAAAACCCAGGACAAAUGAAGAAGAUUGCUUGGAAUCCAACUUCAAUCCUGUGAUUCCUGUCUCUACCAAAGAAAAAGGGAUUCCGGGA
Molecule: messenger RNA, 3720 nt
Organism: Linum trigynum
Lineage: Eukaryota; Viridiplantae; Streptophyta; Magnoliopsida; Malpighiales; Linaceae
Source: the annotation of a GenBank genome assembly